Caenorhabditis remanei is the source of this 909-nucleotide messenger RNA. RefSeq lists its product as uncharacterized. The record is from RefSeq and is a predicted model, not a curated record. The transcript has 4 exons. Bases 1 to 909 code for a protein of 302 amino acids. Lineage: Eukaryota; Metazoa; Nematoda; Chromadorea; Rhabditida; Rhabditidae.
AUGGAAUCUGAGGAUCACGAAUAUUUCUGUUCAAAGAAUAAUGGACCACGUCAAUCUCAAAACCACGAUAGAAAUCGCAAUGCAGAUCAUCAGUUAGCCCAUAUGAAGGACAAGUCAGGAGUGAUGAAAACAUAUCAUGUAUGGACUGGAGAAAAUCAAUUUACUAAUAGAUAUUGGGAGAAAAUGGAUAGAACUGUUAUGAACAAAGACUUGAAUCCAUUUGUGGUUUACUCAAUGAAUAAGAGGAAGAAUUGGGAAAUCGAAGAAAUGGAUUCAAUCGAAUUGAUGAGACAGAUUCAAGAAUUGCACAGAGAACAAGAUGUCAUGUUAUUGGAAAGAGUUUCUAUGAGAGUUUAUGGUUGGCCAAAUCUAUUCCGCUACGAUUUUUUCUGGGAUGACUAUAAAAUACAUACAUUGCAUGAAUUAGACUCUUAUGUUUCUGGAAAACCAGCUUACAAAAAGACUGUGGUGAACUCAGGACGUGGACAUCAUCCACACAGUUUCUUAUCUUGGAAUCGCACAUCUGAUAAGGAAGAGUCGGAAAGAAUAAGAAAUGAGAAGCUUGAGAAUAUUGAAAGAGAGAAGAGAACUGUUGUGGCUUAUCACUUGAUAAAGUCCCCAAAUAACUACAUGGAUAUCUUCAAGAAGGAGUUUGAAAGAGACAAUACUCACUCAUCAAGAUGGGCUCCACCAACUUAUUGGGAGAGAAAGAGGAAGCAAUACUCGAAUGAAUUAGAUGUAAGAUACGAUGAUUUAUCCGAAGAUGAAGUCGAAGAAGUGGAAUUGAACCAAGAAAAUGAGGGAAAUAUGGCCUCCAAGUGUUACAACUUGGAAGAUCAUUUCGUUGAGAAUUUCGUUCACGUGAAGAGGAAGAAGAACAAGAAGAAGAACGACAAUUCUGGAGUAUAA